Molecule: messenger RNA, 1327 nt
Organism: Schistosoma turkestanicum
Lineage: Eukaryota; Metazoa; Platyhelminthes; Trematoda; Strigeidida; Schistosomatidae
Source: the annotation of a GenBank genome assembly
GGCGAUCAAACACAAACUCUUUGGAAGCUGAAGUACAAGCCUUGAGUGAUCUAAACUUACAGGAUGGCUCAUAAGAUAUUGGUACACUACCCACCCUAUUCCUGUAAAAAGACCGCGUAUUUGAUUUUCAAAUAAAAGAGUGCCGUGACAACCACUUUGUGUUCUCUCUUGGUGUUAGGCGUUGAACUAACCUUGUAUGUUGUGAUUUUAGAUCCUCUCUGCCCUUCAGUGACUGCUGAUUACACGUGUUACAAUUGGUGAUGGAGGUGUCUACAGGAAAAUUCAACGCAAACUCAGAUGAACCCCCGGUGCUGCCAACCAGAGCAACAACCAGCAGUAGCCCGCGUCAACCACCACUUUUGGAAAACUCGUCAGAUUAUGCUGCUUGGAAGUCUAGGGUGGAAGCAUAUCUGCAGCAAGUGCCGGUGUCAGAACAUAUUAAUUACCUUAUGUCGUUCCUGAGCGAUGACGCGGUAAAGAAAGUGGCAGCAUAUGGUUUCUCAACAACCAAUUCGUUACACCAAAACUGGAAGAUAUUGGACGAAUGUUUUUCCCUAUCUGUCGAUAAACAGCAGGUGAUUAUGCAGUUUUUGUCUCGUCACCAGAAACCCGGAGAAAGCCCGAUAGAAUACCUCGACGCUUUACAACUAAUUGCAGUGCAGGCUUUUCCUGAUUUGGAUGCCUCGGGACGGGACGAACUGGUACGCUCCCGUUGUGUUGAAGGGUUGGCGCAUGGACCAUUAAGAGAACACCUACUUCAAAUACCACCGGCCAAUACCGCCGAAUUUACGAGAACGGCACUCCGAUUUAUUACGGCGGACAGAAUGUCGAACCCAUCAGAAGCCCAUCAACAUUCUGUGAUGACGGUGGAAACCUCUCAAUUGAAUCGUUCCAAGAGGGCAGCAUCUGUUGCACACUUUCCCAUCCGACGUAUUAAUAGUGGGGGGUCAAAGUGGACGUGGAACAGACGACCAGCAUAUAACAGCUACCACGGACAUCAGACUAAAUUUGUCUAUUGCAGGAGGUUUGGAAGAAACGCUUGGAGAUGCGGACACAAUCGAUUCCGUAAUCCAAGGCGAUCAAACACAAACUCUUUGGAAGCUGAAGUACAAACCUUGAGUGCUCUAAACCUACACGAUGACUCAUAAGAUAUUGGUACACUACCCACCCUAUUCCUGUAAAAAGCCCGCGUAUUUGAUUUUCAAAUAAAAGAGUGCCGUGACAACCACUUUGUGUUCUCUCUUGGUGUUAGGCGUUGAACUAACCUUGUAUGUUGUGAUUUUAGAUCCUCUCUGCCCUUCAGUGACUGCUGAUUACACGUGCUACA